Molecule: messenger RNA, 1479 nt
Organism: Plasmodium yoelii
Lineage: Eukaryota; Apicomplexa; Aconoidasida; Haemosporida; Plasmodiidae
Product: conserved Plasmodium protein, unknown function
Exons: 1
Coding region: 1-1479 (492 amino acids)
Source: RefSeq, a predicted model, not a curated record
AUGAGCAUAGUGAGUCAAGAACAAACUAAAGAGGAUAGGAAAAUAAGCAAAGAUAAUGAACUAUCAGAAUCCUAUUCUUAUUUUUCAGAAUUAAGAAAAAAAAUAAUUUUAAAAGAACAAGAAAUUGCAGAAAAAAGAAAUAAAGAAUUAAAACGAGGACAUAAAAAUGAAAAUAAUAAAGUUACAUAUAGAUCAUUUGAUGAAUUUUAUAAAUAUAAAAAAAAAUAUGAAGAUUAUGAAAGUAAAAUAAAAAAUGAAACAUGGAAACAUUUAAAUAAAAGUCAAUUUAAAGAAAGAGAUAAAUUAAAUAAUAUUAAUUUUAUAUCUAUCGAACAAAAUGAUGAAAAAUAUUCAUAUACUAAAUUUAAAAUGGAAAGAGCUGGAACAGUUAAACAAUUAAAAGAUUAUUUUCAAAAAAUUCAAAAUGAAAAAUUACAAAAAAAAAAUCAAAGUUUAAUUCGUAAAAGUAACACUAAAAAUUGGUCUACUCCUUUAAAUGCUGACAACAUAGGCAAAGAAAAAGGCGAAGCAAACGAAAAAGGCGAAGCAAACGAAAAAAGCGAAAAAAAUGAAGCGAACGAAAAAAAUGAAGCGAACGAAGCGAACGAACCCAUCAGUGAACAGAAUCAGACAACCGAAUCAAAUGUAAAGACAGAUUGUAAUAAUAAAAUAUCUACCAAGAAUAUCGAUUUUUCAGGAAAUUCUAUUGCACUAAUUAAAAAAAAUAAUAAUGAAUUUAUUGAUGAUACAAAAAGAAAUAUAUCUAUUGAACGUGAAGACACAACAGAAGGAGGAAGCACAUUUGGAAGGGGAAGUACAUUUGAACGAGAUGAAAAUGAUGAAAUAAUUGAAGAUGAGAUAUUAGAUGAUGAAAUAGAAAAUAUGGAUAAAAGAGAAAUAAAUUUAUUAUAUAAUUUAAUAAAUGAAAUGAAAAAAGGAAAUGAAAAUGAUGAAGAUUAUAUUUCAAAUUUAAUAGAAGAAUUACAUAAUUCAGAUAAAGGAUAUUUAAUUGAAAAAAUUCUUAACAUUUUAAAAAAGUUUGAUAAAAAUGAAAAACCAUAUCAAAUAUCAAAUCUUUCUUCUGGUGAGUUUAAUGAAAAUAUAAUUUCAAAAGAACUAGAAUAUUCUCAAAUAACAAAAAAUCAAAUUAUAGAAAAACGAGAAGAAUUCGAUAGUACUUUAUCUGAACAAGAUGAUAAAAAUGAAAUUAAAAAUAAUAAAAAACUAAAUAAUAAUAUAAAAAAAGAAGAUAAAAAUGAUAGUCAAUUUGAAUGGUUUUAUUCAAAUAUGGAUGAUAUUUAUAAAAAAGAAAUAAAUUCAAAUAUUGAUAAAAAUAUAAUUAAUGAUGAAAUCAAAGAAUAUUCAAGUGAUAGUAGUGAAAAACAAGACUUAUUUUUAUGGCUAGAUAAUAAACAUGUUCAAAAUGUUAUAACUAAGGAAAGUCAAAUUGAGGAAGAUAUCAUACCUACCAUUGAAUAA